Molecule: messenger RNA, 12416 nt
Organism: Microplitis mediator
Lineage: Eukaryota; Metazoa; Arthropoda; Insecta; Hymenoptera; Braconidae
Exons: 2
Coding region: 525-6083 (1852 amino acids)
Source: RefSeq, a predicted model, not a curated record
GAAGAGAUGAGCCAUUUAAGAAUGCAAGUAGUAGUAAAACAUAUUGUAUCUGUUAUAGAAUCUGAAGAUUGUUUGUUAAUAAAACUGAAAGAUAUGAAAAGUAUUUUUCAGCCUGUAAGAGUGAGACGGCAUAAUCACUGUAUAAAUGCGGCAUAACCACCAUAUUUAUACCGCAUAAAUACCGUUUAAAUACGGUGCGAACAUUAUAUGAAUACCGUGUAACCACUGUUUAAAUGAGGUAUAACAACCGUAUAAAUACGGUAUAACCGACGUUUAAGUACAGCAUAAAAACCAUAUAAAUGGAGUAUAAUCAUUGUACAAAUACGGUAUAGCGAGAGCGUAAAUACGGUAUAAACACAGUAUAAAUACGGUACAGUCCCUAUAUAAAUUUGGUAUCAACACAAUAUAUUUACGGUAUUAAUACGGUAAUAAAAUUUCACAAACACACCGCAUUUAUACCUAGGGUAUACCGUAAUAAUACUUAUACCCAAAAAAUACUCGGAAAAUACCGUAGAAAUACCGUUAUGGCAAUUCCGCGAGGGGCAACAUUCCAAAGGUUAAUGGAUUUAGUCUUGCGCGGGUUACAAGGAGCUGAUCUCUUUGUUUACUUAGACGAUAUCGUUAUUUACGCACGUUCUCUAGAAGAACACAACACUAAAUUCAAUAAAUUAGCCGAACGCUUGCGAAGUGCGAAUUUAACUCUACAAGCCGAUAAAUGCGAAUUCUUAAAAAAAGAAGUAAUCUAUUUGGGCCAUCUUAUAUCUGCCGACGGUGUCAAGCCUGAUCCGGAUAAAAUAAAAGCAAUUAAAUGUUUUAAAACACCCGGAAGUACGACUCAAGUGAGAGAAUUUCUCGGACUUGCUGGUUAUUAUCGGCGAUUUAUUAAGGAUUUCGCAAAAAUUUCUAAGUGCCUAUCUGAUCUUACAAGUAAAAACGCAAGAUUUACAUGGACGCCUGAACAUCAGGUAGCUUUUGAAACCUUGCGGGAUAAACUAUGUACAGCUCCGAUAUUGCAAUAUCCAGAUUUUUCGAAACCAUUUAUAUUAACGACCGAUGCAUCUAACUACGCAGUUGGAGCAAUCCUCUCACAGGGUAAAAUUGGCGAAGACACAAUUGUAGCAACAGCUUCUCGUGUGCUUAACAAACAUGAAAAUAAUUACUCAACCACAGAAAAAGAAAUGGUUGCAGCUUUAUUCGGUAUGAAAACCUUUAGACCGUAUCUCUAUGGCAGAGAGUUCACUCUUGUCACCGAUCACAGACCGCUAGUUUGGGUAAAUAAUAUGAAUGACCCAACAUCGCGUGUAAUGAGAUGGAGAGAACGGCUUAAAGAAUUCGAGUACACUGUGUUAUAUAAGGCGGGAAAAAUAAAUACAAACGCGGACGCUUUAUCGCGCAAUCCGAUAAUCGAAAACCGUGAAACGUAUCCUAUUAAAAUUAAAUGGCGACCCGGUAAACCAGGAAUCGCUAGAUUAAGGACUUCAGAUCCUUCAGAUGAUGGUAAAGUUAUAAAAAAGAAAUCUAAAUAUCAUAAAAAUUCAGAGUCAAGUAGCUCAAAUGAAAAAUUAAAAUCGAAAAAUAUUAAUAAAAAUAAAUUAAGUUCAGAGGAAAAUACUAUAAAUGAUAAAAUAAUUUGCGAUAAAAAUAAAAUUGCAACUAACUCAGUCGACAGAGUUAGAAAAAUUAAUUCGAAAAUUCAAAUUCUUGAGCAAAAUACUCAAGCGGUCGAUCUACAAGAUUCGGUCGAAAAACGAAAAAUUCUUGAGCAAAAUACUCAAGCGGUCGAUCUACAAGAUUCGGUCGAAAAACGAAAAAUUCUUGAGUCAAAAACUCAAGCGUUUGGGCCUAGAAACCCAGUCGUCAAACCCACUAGCGACAGCAAUAGGAUUAGCUACCCUAACGACCGGCGGUUAGGUAAAAAUAAUAAAAACGGAUAUAUCGGUAAAAAUAAAAAUUUAAAAAAGAAAAGAUCUGACGUCAGACGAUAUAAUCCAUAUGAAAAAUUUUCGAGUACUGAAUCACUAAGCGAAGUUGAUUACAGUAAAAAUAAAAAUAAUAAAAUAAAUACAAAUAAUCCUCAAGAACUAAAAUCCAAUUUAAUGAAUAAAAAUAAUCAAAAUAAAAGCAAGUUAGACUCUAAUGAAAAUUCAAAUUCUAUAAAUAAAUCUAACGAAAAAACGAAAAUAAAUAAAGAUUCUAAAUCAAAUUCAAAUGUUUUAUCAAAUCCAGAAUCAAAUAAACCGAUAAAUCUCCCUGAUUACUCUGACGUAUCAUCGUCAUCAGGAGACAUUUAUGAUGCGGUAGCUCUGAGAAAAAAACUCAUGAAAUAUAACCCUUCGUGUUUAAGUGACGAUUCUUACUUGACAGAUUUCGGGUUGUCUUAUAUAAAUUCUCCAAAACGUAAAAAUUCACGUAAUUUAACACCAUCACCUCAAUCUCUAAAUCCACAGACACCUAAAAGUUACAAAAACACAAAUACUCCAUUAUCAUUAUCACCAAACGUACGAACACAAAAUACAUCCACACAUUCAGACCUAAAUAUACAAACAGAUAAGAGAAAUACAAAAAUUGAUAAAAAUAAACCUAUUCCUUCUCAAAUUAAAAGAACGACCAAGAUGGCAGAAUUUACACCUUCUCCAGCAAUACGUACACGUAGAAAAGUAAAUAAACAAAGCAAAAAAAUUGACAAAAUAAUAACUCCAGAAACUUCAGAUGACGAAUCAAACACUGACGAAACAGAAAUGACUGACUCAAAAAUAUAUUCCGAACAUUCAAAUGACAUUAGUACUGAAUCACCAAUUGAGACAAUCCCUAUCACUCCUAGAACUCCUAUUAAACCCAAAUCCGUAAAUAAUAAAGACAUGGGAGGUGCAAUCCCAUGGUCUUCUGACGAAGGAGGCGACCACGCAAGAAUUAUGGACGUCUCUGCGUUAAUUCAUAACGAACCAGAAAAUAAAAUAAAUAUGUCGACUAAUGACAUAAUAGAAAAAUCUUUCACAACAGAACCCAUGAUAAUAGAAUCACCCGACGAAACAACAACUACCGAAAACAACACAUUAACACACAAAAAAAUAGUCAAUAAAAAUACAGUAAAGACACAAACAAAUACUACUAAAACAAACCCAAAUUUAAAUAAUACAGACAAAAACAGACCUCACGGUACUGAUACUGAACAAACACAUACUAAUAAAAUUACACCAGAACUACGUAGAUCAACUAGAAAACGUAAAAUCAAGACAUGUUCAUGUUGUACAGAUUACGACGAACACACACAUUCACACAAACAGAUUCCGAAUAAAAUACAACAUCUUGCGAAUAACUUUAAAAAUAAAACGAGAAAAUCAACUAGUAAAAAUUCACAACCCAAAUUGCCAGACAUAAUGGUAACUUUAAAAGCAAUUAAACGCCAACAAAAUUUAAAUAAUAAACGUAAUAAUGAUAGAUUGUCAAUAAUAAACGAAAAUCUAAGCCCAAUAAAUUCACAACAGACUAUCUCACGUAAAGAAUCACCAAAUCCUACACUAAAUUCACCUAUUGAUCAUAAUUCAAAAUCGCCUGAACGAAUAAAUUCAUUCAACGACUUAAAUUCCGCUCAACAGAUAAAUUCAGUUGACGACCAAAAUUUUGAACAAAUAGAACAAACACAUUCAUUUAACGACCAAAAUUUUGACGAACUCGAACAAAUAAAUUCAUCUGAUAAUGACGUAGACACACGACAAAAUUUGACACAAUUAAAUUCAGACGGAAACCAAAACAAUUCAAACAACGAUGCGAUAAUAAUAGCGAACGACAAUUUAUCUAACGAAGAAAUAGAUUCUGAUGAUGAUUCAUCCGUUGUUUCAGUAAUGUCGAACGACUUUAGUAACGAUAAUAUAAUAGAAACUAGAGACAAUUUAGAAAUGCAAAAAAAUAGUUAUUUAUGUUUUUUUAAUACAGACGGUCCUGUUACAAGCGAAAUAGGAAAACAAUUAUUAUUAUCAGGAUAUUUAAAUUUGAGUCCAUUUGCUGAUUAUAAAGUAGGUCAAGUAAUCAAAAUGGGAACAUCAAAAAAAAAGAUAAAUAACGGAAAAAUGGACAGCGCAAUAUAUUUCCUAAUCAUGGGACAACUAAUCAUCUCUGCGUUACCAGCGAAUGGUUUUAUUGCAUAUGACUGCGGAGCUCCAGCUAUGAACAUCACCACGCUGUCAUUAUUGAACAUUAAAGAUUGCGACAUCCCAAUAUCACAACCAGCAAAAACUGACACGAAAAUACAAUUACUCCAACUAGUAGAAAUGUCACAUAUACAGGUAAUUCAAUGCAAAAUAAUAUUGAACCGAGCCAUAUAUAACUGCGGGCACUGGAGCCACGUAUCAACAGUAGCCAACGGACACAUGGAAUACGUACAGGAAAUAUCUCGAGAAGCCUGUAAAGGAAUCCUAGAAACUAAGACGUACCGAACUUACGAAACGACCAUAAAAGACAUCUUCUUAAAUAGCACAACAACUCAACCAAUAACUUUGGCUGGGAACGUGGACCUUAAAGGAAACUGUGAGGCGGGUAAAUUUGCCGAUCAUUACGGUUCAUGGACAAAUGUAGUAGUCCACGGACGAAUCUCAAUUACAAUCCAAGACUACCUCGCACCAGUAAACUUACAAAAGAACGAAGUAUUGUUGAGGUCAGGAGUAAAAUGCGCAUACUCAACGGGUAGCUGCAUGGACACAGAGGGCGGAAACACUUACUGGAACCUACUAGAAACUGACCAGUGCAAAUUUAAUAGGUUCAAAGUACUCUACGAAGGACCUGCAGAGAAAAUAAAAGACAUCUCAAUACCUAAAUUCGGUCAAGAAAUAUACUCGGUAACAGCAAAUCAAAUCACUUUUGCACUAUCAGUGAAAGGUUUCAUUCCGGUUUGCGGUUACAAGAUAAUAAAAACAGAACACCCCAAAUUAUUUAUAGUAGACAGCGAGGACAAACACUUCUUUCUGCGUAGAACGACUCUGUCAACAGAAAACAUGGAUAUAUUUGCAUACGUUAACACGAAAAUAGUUUAUCUGGAACACCACCUCAGAAAAGAAAUAACAGCUUUAUAUAAUGACGUAAUGCAGCAACAAUGCGAACUAGAAAAACUGAUAUUACAUAAUACCUUAGCACUAGCCUCUGUGAAUCCAGCAGAAUUCGCGUUCCAUUUCAUGAAACAACCAGGAUACAUCGCACACUUGGCGGGCGAAGUAAUACGACUAGCUAAGUGUGUACCAAUAGAAGUAAAGAAUAGGAAAACAACAGAAUGUUUUCAAGAAUUACCAGUAAUUAGAGGAGAACAGGAAUACUUCAUGCUACCUAAAACACAUGUUUUAGUUAAAACCGGAAACCAGAUUGACUGCAACUCACUGAUACCCCCGCUUUACAAUAUAAACAACGCCUGGUACCAACUACUUCCCCAAAUAUCACCAGCAACGGCGCCAGAGGAAAUAGCGACGAGAACAAAGAUGUCCUGGAAGUACACCAGCCCAGCAAACUUAGCAACAGGAGGAAUAUACUCUGACGACGACUUGGACAGAUUGAGAGAAAAUAUGAUGUUUCCUAUAGAAAAACCAGCAAUUUUAAAUACAAUAGCUAGAGGAGCUAUAGGGCAAGAAAUAAAUUCCCAAGGAAUAUCAUUAAGCAAACUUAUAGACACAAGCGAAAUAAUGGAGAAAUUACAAAAUACAUGGGGAAAAGUAUAUAACUUUUUCAACAUAAUAGGAUCAUUCAGCACUACAUUAUUAGGAAUCUGGAUAACAGGCAAAGCAUUCAAAUUUAUAAUUGACACAGUAAUGCACGCUUUGGCGCUGCACUCAGCUUUCGGUUGGAGCCUAUGGUUGCUCGGUGCCAUUUGGGACUCAUUGACAAACUUCCUACUACAUAGAAACUACGCACACAGCGCCAAAACUACGGACGAGAAAACAGACCACACAGAAUUACAAGUACUUAUCGACAAUGGAAAACAAGAAGAAAAACUAGAAAAAAUAACGCAGAAGGUUGACUUACCUACUAUCGAUGAAAAUAAAAAGAACAAAAUUGAACCUAACGACACACGGUCUACAUCAGAAAUAAAAAUAUUCUCAUAAAAUAAAAUAACUAAUAAUAAGAAAAGGGUUGAAUAAUAAAGAAAAAAAAGUAUACAUAGUGAAAUUUUUUUUUUUUAAAAAAAAGGAAUUUCUUUUUAUUUUUUUUUAAUUAAGUAGAUACAUAUAAUAAUUACCUUACUUACUAACUAAACAAUCAAUGAAUAUUACAUUAAAAUUAACAAUUACAAAUAUUUUUUUUUUAUAAAAAAAAAGAAAUUAAUUACAUUUAAACUAAGAAAGUUUUUAACGUACAAAACUAAACUUUUAAUGAAGAUAAAAAAAAAAAUAAUAAUAAAUAAAUAAAUAAAUGGAUAAUUAAAAAUAAAAAAAAAAAUGCUAGUAAAUUAUAACGAAAAAUAUUAAUAAAGAAAAAAAAAAUAAUAGAAAAAAAAAAAAAAUUUUUUUUGCUAGUAAAUUAUAACGAAAAAUAUUAAUAAAGAAAAGAAUAAUAAAAGAAAAUAUACUAGAACAAAAAAAAAUAGAAAAGAAAUAAUGAUAAUAAUUAAAGGAAAAUAAAAAAAAAAGGAAAAAGAAAAAAAAAUCCUAAAUAACUUAAUUAGAAAUAAUAAUAAAAACAUUUUUUUUUGUCAUCCGACGACUUCACGAGCCGCCAUUUAUUUGGUUUGAAUACAAAAUCUUAUAAAUGAAAAAACAAUUUCUUUUUCUCCGUUUAAAAUAAAUUUAGUCAGAAGCGUAGAAAUACUCCAAUGACGGGAGCUCACUCCACGCAGGAUGAGCCCAAUCAGCAGCUGGAUGAUCGCAUCCCCAGCGGCCCUCGUGCAUCCAGCGAAUCCCGAUGUAGUCGAAAUCAUCGGGCUCGGUGACAUCAGCCGGCCGCAUCAGCCGCUGCUGGAACCACUCGUUCCGAUCAGCUUUCCGCUGCAUUCUCCUUCGCGCCAUUAAAUCAACGGAGACCAUGCCCUUGAUAUCAACACGAUACUCAGGCUAAAAAGAAAAAAAAAAACACAAACGUAAAUAAAAAAAAAUAAAAUUACAAAUAAAAUUUCGAUAGUAAAAAUAUAAAUUAAACAAUACACAAAAAAAGGGGGGUAAAACUUACAUUUUUUACUAGGCAAAUAAAAUUAAAUAAGUCGAACAAUUUCUGAAAGGCGGACACCACCCUUUUAAAAGUCCGGCGGCUGACGGAAACACGCCGUCCGCACCGGGACGCCUGCCCGACCCACAGAAGGACCCGCAGGAGACAAAUCCACAUCCCGGUUAAUGUUAACUAUAAAAAAAAAAAAAAAGAGACAAAUAAAUAAAUACAUUUGAAUAUAAAUACUCAAGUAGAGAAAAGAGAAAAAAAAAAUAUAUGUCAAUCAUAAUUUUUUUUUUCUUCUCUCUCCUCCUAAAAUUUAACAAAAAAAAUAAUAAACAGUAAAAAAAAAAAAAAAAAAAAAAAAAAGGGGAAAAGAAAAUUAACACGUACCAAGGACUCCUGAAAAUAGUAGUUAACUUGGAGCUGCGGCAUCGUAGAAACAGUUAUUAGUUACUAGUUAUAAUAACCUUCUUGGAAAUAGACGAUCACACAAUAAAACACUAACUUUUAUAACAGAUCUCCCCGAACCACUCACUAAACCCCACUCGGAGACAAUAGAUCACACCCAUUCCGAAAUAGGCAAAUGAAAUAUCGGAAAAAGGGCCUCAAACCGAAGAAAACCCCCGCUCCAAACCUAACUAACGCCCACGCGCACCCCUCCGGCGGCUGACACGAACGAAUUUAUAUGAAUUUUUUUUUUACUAUAUAAAAUUUCUCCAAAAUUUUUUUUAUUUUUUUUUAAUAGCGAAAAUAUAUAAUAAUAAUAAUAAAAUUUAUUUAAAACCGUAAGAUGGACGGUGGAGGAAAAGGUCCUUCAUGAUAUGAUGUAAUUUGAUUGGUUUUUUUUAAUAUAAUAAUUACAUUUAUCAUUAAAAUUGUUAUUAUUAAUAAAUAAUAAUAAUAGUAAUAAUGAAAAUAAUAAUAAUAAUAAAAUAGAGAAUAUGCUAUUAAUUGUUGGAACGUUCUAAUGCUGCAUAAGAAAAAAAAUCGUAAAAUUUUUUUUCCCCAACUUUUGUUCACUCAUGGACAAACAUUUGACAUUUUAUGUAUGUACGUAUAUCUUUGAGUUCUUUUUUUUAAAAAAAAAUAUAUAUUGUUUUUUUUUCCAAAAGAAAAGCGAGGCAGAGGAAAUGAAUUUUAUCAGGAAUAUAUAGAGACAAAAAAUAAUAAAUUUUUUUUUAUAAUAGAAACCAAUUGAAAACCCUAGCGGAUCGCUAUCUACUAAGUAUACACCAAAUAUACACGGUGUAUACGCGGCGUAUAUACACUGAGUAUACACUAAGUUUACACCAAAAAUUUUUUUCGAAGUCCCAUUUUCAUAAAAAUUUUUAAGUGCUGUAAGCAAAGUCAAAAGUUUUUUAAGUGUGACUGGAAAAAAAUUUUUUAUAACAAAUACAAAUUUUUUUUUAAUAUUUAAAAUAUAAAUAAUUAGUCAUGCUAUAAAACAAUAAAUUAAAAAAUUAAAAUCAUUUGUUAAAACUACUCUGGUUUUUUUUUCCUCCAUUUUAUCACUCCAAAAACAUACUUUCAAGAUCUAAAUAUGAUCUUUUAUUUAUAAAAAUAAAUAUUUAAUGUUAAUGUAUACCUGUAUUAUAAAAAAUAAUUUAAUAAAACUAUAAAUAUGUUAAUUUUUACAUUUUAUAGACAUGUAAUAAAAAAGAUAACCUCGUUCGUAGUAGGUUAGAAUUUGAGGGUCAACAAAUUCAUCACACCUUUAAAAUUGAGCCUAGUUAUUAACCUUCAAAUUUUAGCAACAAAACUCAUUUUAAUGUUUUAUACGUAUAUUAAAAUAAAUUUUAAUUAAAUAUUGAUCUAUCCAUACAUUUUUAUUAAAAUUUUUUUACUGACAUGAUAAUUAGUGCACAGAUUCAAUUGUUGCACGUUCUAACGUCAACUGCUUAGACUACACUACACUUAAAAAAUGGCUUCCUCAGCCACCUACGACUAAAUCAUUUUUUUUUAUUCAGUUAAUAAUUUCUAUGUUUUUUAAAUUGCCAUUAAUUAGGCUCAGAAUAGAUUACUAUAAAUUAAGAAAAAAUCGAUUUUCUUAUUAAAGUUAUAGUUUUUUAAGUAAGUUAGAAAAAAGUUGAAAAGGUCAGAAACUGGGUCAUGGUCAACAACAGGGUCUUUUACCUUAUGUGUAUAUUUUUUUUUAAUUUUACUGAAAAUUUUAAUUUUUAUAAAAAUGUUAAUUUUUUUUCAGAAUUUUAUUUUUUUUUAUUUCAAUUUUUUUCAAAAAAAUUUUCUUCACAACAUAUGUUCUGAGAACUUCAAAAAUUUUUUUUAGUGUAUACUCGGUGUAAACUCUGUGUAUAUUGUGCGCAUAUACACCGUGUAAAUUCAGUGUAAACUUUGAGUGUAUUUGGUGUAUACUCAAUAUGCACCGAGUAUACACUAAAUAAACCCCUAAUUUACACUGACACUAGGUAUAUAUCGAGUUUACACUAAGUUUACACGGUGUAUACGGAUCCGCUAGGGAACAUUAACGAAUAAAUAUUCGAAAUUACCAUUUUUUUUUAGAGUAAUGGAAAAUUAAUACUUUUUUUUCAUUAAGAGAAACACUUAUAGUAUGACAUAUGAGAAAAGAAAUUAUGGGAAAUUAUAUUGAAAAAAAAAAAAAAAAAAAAAGAGGAGAAAUCUUGUUUUGAAAAAAAAAAUAAAUAAAUAAAUAAAUAAAUAAUAAAUUUUCAGCCUACAAAUCUCGACAUUUUUUUUUAAUUUUUAAGAAUGUGCAACAUUCUUCCAAUACUAAAAUUAUAAAGAAUUAAUAAUAUAGAUAUAUAACGAAAACAAUAUUAAAUUUUAACAUGCAGACCUUAAUUACACAUAAUAUAGAGAAAAAAAAAAACGUUAUAUAUAAUAUUUCUCUCUCCCCUCUUUUUUUUUUUUGUCAUAUAAUAAUAAAAAAAAAGUUAAUAAUAGUAUACAUAUAAAAUUUUUUUUUCUAAUAAAUAAAAUUUUUUUUCUCUUUCUUUCUACAAACAAUAAAAAGACAGACAAAAAAAUGGAAUCGAAACAAAUUCGAAUAAAUAAAAACAAUAUAUUUCAGUAACAAUAAAAAAAAAAAAAUCAUAAAAAUAAAUUUUUUUUAAAAAAAAAAAGAAAAGAGAAACUUGUGACGUAUGAGUUCGUCACCCGAGAUAAUGAGAGGAUUAAAAUAAAACAAAAAUAACUACAAAAGUGUUUGCUAACAUUAAAAAAAUGAUCGGAUUAAAGAAAACGAGAUUUUAAUGUAUGGCCAUUAAAGAAAAAAAAAACGUUAAAAUCGAUGUGGCAAAGAUAAAUAAUUAAAACUAAUAUCAAAUAUUGAAUGAUUUUUUUUUUUUUUUUUUUAAAUUAAUUCGAAUAUUUCAUGUAAAACCUCAAAUAAUAGAAAUACACAAAAAAAUUUAAUGACAGCGAUAACUCUAUUAUUAUAAUCAAUGUUUACACACCUCACAAAUGUAAGAUUGUUCAUAAACACAAUCAUGUUAAUUUCAGUUUUUUUUAUAUAAAGGGAUUCAAAAAGAAAAAUAUAGAUAGAUAGAUAACAUAUUUUAUUCGACCACGAGAUGUAAAUCUCCAUAUAAAGAUAUUUACAUUAGGUUCGAUAUGGAAAAUUAAAAGUAUAAUAAUAAUACAAAUUUUGUAUAAAAAAAAUAUAUAAAUAAAAAUUUGUUAAGUGAUAAGAAAACAAAUUAUCCACAUGCGAUAGAUCGAUACCCUCAAUAUAUCGAACCAAAAUAACAAUCGAAUAUGAUAAAAACGAAGUUUUAUCAGAUUGUGGCAACACUAUUUUAAGUAUUUGGGCUACAGGUCGGUAAGUAGAUUCCAUAAAAACCGGAGAUGGGUAAAAUAGAGAAUUACUGCUGGGACGGUCAAAACCUUUUUUUCCGAGAGGAGAUAAGGCCCAAAACAAGCGGGGCGCUUGUCCACCGGGUGGGGAGGUGUUACGUCCCAGCCUGCUCAUCAGAUGGCUCUGCCAAUUUUUAAAUCUUAAAUAAUAAUAGACCGACCUGAGACCCGCCAAAUCGAUAUAUUUAAAUAAUAGAAUAAUAAUAUAUUUUCUUUAUAAUAAAUAUUAAUAAGUAUGCACUUAAAAAUGAUCAAGUAGAUAAGAUAUUUUUAAUGCAUUAAAAUAUUUAUUCAUCAUCGACAAUUUCUCUAAAAGAAUGUUAAUGAAUAAAAAUAGAUAAGAAUAAUUGUACGACAAAUAAUGACUGUUAAAAGAAUAUAAAAAGUGAAAUUAGUUUUUCCACGAAAAAGUGAAAACAUUGAAAAACAUCGUCCGACUGCUGACGCAACAGCAUCCGCGUCGAACGAUGAUAACGAACUCCCUCUUUUUGGGAAUAAGGCCCUAAAACCUUAUCCCACUUUUUCUCUAGGGUGUUGGCUCAUGUAAAGAUAUAAAAAGCCGAUGCCCAAUGCAUCACUCUCUCAGCUCAGCUCACACUCGUACACUCUCACAUCAACCAGAAAUUAUAAUAGUGCGGCUUAUAACACGCAAGUAAACUCUCGGUUUAAAUCGAUUAUAUUAUUCUUUUGACACGAAGUUAUUUGUCACAUAAUAAUUGUAAACCCAAGUGUAUAUUUAUCCAAAUUCUUCGACUAUUCUAUUUUAUAUGAAUAAAUCAAACAUAUUUAUUCUUUAAAUCACGACCAAGUUAUUUCGAGCUUUCGAGAACUACCCCGUAUCCGAAGAUCUACAGUCACGUCCAAUUCAAAUAAUUCGCGCCGGCAACUCACAAGCCGACACGACUCCAGGACGUAACAUAAUAAUAAUAAAAUAAAUGCAUGCCAGGACUGGUUGGUAGUUAGGAUGUUAGAAAAAUACGCAUAUUUAAAAAUAUAACAAUAUUUUUAUUUGUCACAGCACAAAAUAUCACUGGGUUACAAAUUAAAUCGUUGAUUUAAUUUAUUAAUACUGUUAAAUGUCGAGCUCAUGAAUACGUAAAUGAUUGAAUAUAAAUUAUUGAAUUGAGCUCGAAUAAAUAAACGAAUUAAAAUAAUUAAGUUGAGUUGAAUUGAACUCUGAAUUGAUUGCAAAAAUGUCUGAAUGAAAAGUAACAUGAAAUCAGAGGUUACCGAGCGAAGUUAAUUAUUGAACACGUUAAUUACUAUUUUUAAUAGCACUGAAUACAUAACUAAUUUAGUUAUUGAGUUUUAAUAAUGAUAAUCACCUAAUUUAAUUUAAUUUAAUGAGCUCAUAAUAAAUUACACUGAUUUUAAUUUUUUUGUUGAACACGUGGUAGCAUGAUUGCAGAGGCUACUGAGCGAAAAAUAACUUUUAAUUUAAUUAGGAAAUUGAGCUUAAU